Molecule: messenger RNA, 1517 nt
Organism: Thermothelomyces thermophilus ATCC 42464
Lineage: Eukaryota; Fungi; Ascomycota; Sordariomycetes; Sordariales; Chaetomiaceae
Exons: 1
Coding region: 169-1242 (357 amino acids)
Cellular component (GO): cytoplasm; nucleus
Molecular function (GO): RNA polymerase core enzyme binding; RNA polymerase II CTD heptapeptide repeat phosphatase activity
Source: RefSeq, a predicted model, not a curated record
CGAAAUACGGAUUACUCCGUACCGGAUGGAGCUCAAGGCUCUCUACGGAUUAAUUCUCCCUGGCAUACGGAUUAGUGUACAUACAUCCGUAGACCGUUCGAAACAAGAACAUCCCAAAACCCACCACCGCACGCCACAACCCAAUCCACGCUGGCCACACUGUCCACCAUGGCCACAUCAACCAACGACCGCCAAUCUAAGCCGAAACCCAAAGGUAUCCUCAAGCAACCCUCUACCUUCCCGCAGCCACAACCGCAGCCAUCAUCAUCACCACCACCACCACCACCCCUUGCAGCGGAACUCACCCGCGCGGAGCGUCUCGCCCAGCAAGAGGCGGCCGCCCGCCUGCGGCUGCUCCAGAAGCUGCGCGAGACCGAGGUGAAGCCGGCGGUGCCGAUCGAGACGUUCGAGCUGCUCUCGCAGGAGUUCCCGCGGCACGCGGACCGCGCCGCCUCGUCGCCGCACCCGGACGACGUCGCCGAGCUCCUCCGCCUGCUCGCCGACUUCACCCCGCAGGAGUACCUCGACCUGAUCGAGGAGCGCAACUGUCUGGGCAAGUGCGGGUACGCCCUCUGCGCCCGCCCGCGGCGCACCCACGACGGGCCGUACAAGAUCAACACGCGCGUGGGCAGCGUGGCGCGCACCGAGGACCUGAACAAGUGGUGCUCCGACGCGUGCGCGAAGCGGGCGCUCUACAUAAAGGUGCAGCUCGACAACCCGAGCUAUGUGCGCAAUGACCAAGGGCGCUUGGUCGUGAAGCUCGACUUGAGGGACGAGGGUGCAGGCGGUGGUGGUAGUGGUGGUGGUAGUGGUGGUGGUGGUGGUGGUGGUGGUGGUGGUGGUGGUGGCAGUGGCCCUGGGAAGGGAAAGACAGGGACAGAGGGUGGGGUCCGAUCUUCUGCUGCUGCCUCCCCGAGGGGCAAGGAAGAGGAUCGCGAUCAGCUUGCCCAGGCUAUGGCGCAGCUGGAGAUAGAUAGGCACAAGCAAGCCAAGAAAGAUGCAACGACGCUUGCCGGCGAGAGAGGCGAUGCCACUGACGGAUUACUCGCCGGCAUGACCAGGGUCGACGUAACAAUCAGCGAGAGGGUCGUUGACGGGCCGCACGAGGCCCCUUCGUCGGUGGAAGGCACCGAGUCCAUGAUUGAGGGCUACAAGCCCAAGAAUGGCACUGACACUGGCAAGAAGCCAGAGGAGGGUGCCGACAGUGAUGACGACGAUGACUUUUUUACGGUUCGCUUCUAAAACUUGGGUCUCUACGAGUGGGUGGCGUUUGGCAAGAUAAAAAUUCAAAACUGGGAUACUCUCGGGAGGAAGCGGUCGUUUAAGCGGUCGUUUAACCCGACUGCCUCCCAGAUACGACUGGGAAAGUUUAUACUGGCGUUUGGCAAGGCGAAUUGCAUGGGUUGCAAUCGGUCUAGACUCGAAGCUCAGGGAUCGUAAUACAGAUCAGAUCUCACCUUUCAUCUCUCUUGUCUCGGAACUUGUCCGGGCCAAGGGCAGAAUCACUACCGAUUGAC